AAACCCCGGGACAUUUUUGCUUUAAUGUAGUUACAGGAAGACAGACUCGAUCUUUAAUGUCGGACGGAAAGCUAUAUGCUGAGGUUGCCGUUUAAUGUUAACCUGAUGUGAUUCUCAUGGCUCCGGUGUAGCUAGCGUCGGUAGCUAGGCUGAGAGGAUCCUGCAUGGAACUGUUAUCCGGGUUUACCGCAACGCAAUUUCCGUUCUCAUACUUCCUAUGUGUUGUGUAAGCCCCUUUAAAAUGCCCCGGGUCAGAGGAAUAAGCACACAACAGAGAGAAUGAAUAUGGAGAUUUGGACGAAUUGGAAUUUGACUGAGCAAUAUCCCAAACAUGUAACGUAAACCAAGUCCUUCCAUCUCUCUUGCCGCUAAACCCAGUUACCUGAAGACCCGCCCUCCCUCAGAUAACGCUCAGUCGAAGCAUCCGGUUCCAGGUGUCCCGUCGUGAGACGAGAACGCCUGGGACGAGAGACGAGAAUGAUACGAACAUGAUUAGUGACGAUGGCUUCUCCAGAAGCGAGGUCACCCAGCGGGAACCCAGAGGCAGGAGACCAAUCUCAGAGAUGCUUCAUCUACUGUCGGCUGUCAUUGUCUGGCUCGUCACAGGAACCACCAUCUCCAGUCUCAACAAAUGGAUAUUCGCUGUGUACAACUUCAGGUACCCGCUGCUGCUAUCCGCCCUGCACAUGCUGACAGCCAUCGUGGUGGACUAUGGGCUGAUCAAGCUGCGGACGUUCCGACACAAAGGCUCCGGAGGAGAGCCGAACCUGUCGCACAGCGCCCGCUGCAAGGUGUUCCUGCUGAGCCUGACGUUCUGCGCUAGCAUCGCCUUCGGCAACAUGGGCCUGAACUACGUGCAGCUGUCCUUCGCCCAAAUGAUCUACACCACCACGCCGCUCUUCACCCUGGCCAUCUCCACGCUGAUCCUGGGCAAGCAGCACCACAUCCUCAAGUACACCGCAAUGAUGCCCAUCUGCCUCGGAGCCUCAUUCAGCAUCAUGGGCGAGGUGCAGUUCGACCAGACCGGCUGCUUCUUCGUGUUUGCCGCCACUAUGUUGAGGGGCGUCAAGUCUAUUCAGCAAAGCAUCCUGCUGCAGGAGGAGAAGAUCAACUCGGUGUUCCUGCUUUACCUGAUGGCCAUCCCCAGCUUCUGCAUCCUGACGGUGGCGGCGCUGGCGCUGGAGAACUGGUCGCUGCUGGAGUGGCCGCGGCACUACGACGGCCACCUGUGGCUCUUCAUCGUGCUCAGCUGCCUGGGCUCGGUGCUGUACAACCUGGCCAGCAGCAGCGUGAUCGCCCUCACCUCGGCCGUCACCCUGCACAUCCUGGGCAACCUCAGCGUGGUGGGCAACCUGCUGCUCUCCCAGCUGCUGUUCGGCAGCGAGCUCACGGCGCUGAGCUACGCCGGUGUGGCGCUCACGUUAAGCGGCAUGCUCAUCUACCAGAACUCGGAGUUCCUCGGCGACUACAUGGACGCACGUAGCGCCGCCAAGGCCACGGCGAGGGCGAGGGCGGGGGGUCGGUGUGAAGACACGGAUGGGGAUGGGGAGGAGGAGGAGGAGGAUGGAGCUUCUUCUGGAGCGUCUGGGCUGACUGCGGCGAACCACAACACGGAGAGGUUAUCUCUGAGGACAGAGCGGGACAAGAUGGACUGAAGGGGAGGGGGAGGGAGAUGACGGAUUGAAGCGGGCUAUUGGUGGCUACCUCAGUGGGUGGUCUGGAUCUAGAGGACAAGGAGAGGGAUCGGGUUCUCAGGAGGCCAUUCAUGCUGAUGACGACAAAACCAUGUUUGGUUUUUUUAUUUGGUUUUUAAUAUUUUAAGGAUCAGAUUUUUGUUUUGGUUUACUUUACACUGUGCCAAUGUAUUUAUUUUCUGCAAUGGUGGCAAAUCACGAGAAACCGCAAAGAAGGGGGUUGGUGUGGGUGGAGAUGGUUUGUCCGGGGUCCUUCAGAAUGCUCUGAUGCCCGCGUAGCACACUGAACUGUUUGGUACCUCAUGAUGAGAUCUGUUAUACUUACCGCACUGUGAACGUGGAUGAACGACUCUAUUCGUCCACUUCUAUGGGUCUACACCUGAGGGAUAGACACAUCUACACGUCAGGGAUGGACAGAGCUGCAUGUCAGGGACAGACGGAUCCUGAAGUGAGGGACAGUUAGAGCUUUGCCUGAACAACAAAAUGGGCCCCUCUAUUUUAAAGUACUGUAUUCAAGGUACUGUUCAUUUCAGACGUGUGUGUGUGUGUGUGUGUGUGUGUGUGUGUGUGUGUGUGUGUGUGUGUGUGUGUGUGUGUGUGUGUGUGUGUGUGUGUGUGUGUGUGUGUGUGUGUGUGUGUGUGUGUGUGUGUUAAGCUGGUUCAAAGGCCGGGCAGACUAGGUAACCAAUGUACUAUUGCAAUUGCAAUAGUACAUUGCAAUAGUGUGUGAGACUACACAAAUGCAUCAUUUGCGUAAUUUACAAGACGAGGUACAAGACAUUGUUGAUGUGUGGCCAGGGCGUCUCUUCUGGUGCCGGGAGUAACACGUGAUUUGCUCUGCUGCAGCUCAGAGGCCACAGAACAGCUCAGCACAGCUCCCCUCUUAAUGCAGACUAGUUAAGUUUCACGGCUUAAAAACCUUUUCAAAUAUGACUCCAAUUAGUGACCUUUUCCCACAGUGGCUUAUUAUCUUUUAUUAUUAGACCGUAACACUCUAAGGAGUCCCAACUCCAUUUCCCUGCUCUCCUCCCUGUGGAAAAGAAGACAAGGGAGGCGGAGCUUGCGAAUGCUUCUGAGGAUCUAACCAAUGAGAGCCCAGCUUGUUGGUUUUUCUUAACUGCAGGUGCCUCUUCUAGUAGUCUAUAGUCUAAAUGUUGUCCUUGGUCUGUGCUGUCGCUGAAGAUGAGACAUGAACGUGAGACUGUUUUUGUUCACGUUCUAAAUUUUGAUGCAUACAAUGCAUUUUUGUUUAUUUGAAGAAAAAUAAUGUUAUUUAUGAUGAUCUGGCCAUAAAAAUCACAGGAUAUAUAAGCUAAUCAAAUUGAACCUGCAACCUAUCUAAAACAUGCAGUAUAAUUAAAAGAAUAAUGUUUAAAGAUUAAGAUUAUUGAAGCUCAUGCUUUAACUUUUAUUACUGAAGAUCUGUCUAUUCUGCUUGAUUAAGGUUGGUCACAGGUCAAAUAGCACAUAUGUUUCACACAGGGCUAGUGUAAAGAUUAUACAACAGGAUCCAGGAUGCUAAGGCAUCUAUAAGGAGCUUAAAUAAUAUUGCCGAUGUUUUUGUCACUUUUCAGAUGAUAUUUCUGCCUUUUCUGGUAGGGGGUGCCGUAUAAAAGCUGAUGGUAUGAUCUUUUUUCAGCCACUAGAUGUCAAACCGAUGAGUGAGUUUUGACGUUUAAUAUCCACUGUAUUCAUUAUGACACAGAGGUCUAGUUCCCCACUGAACAGAGAGUCCUGGUUGUCUCAUUGGCCGAUGUGCCAGCUUCCUUCCUUCCAAUUGGUUUAGUAGUAGACACAGCGCUGGCAGGCUCCAUGUCAGGGAAGCUCUGAUGGCUUGUUGAAACAUGAUACCAGGAUGGUGACCUUCACAUUAUGUCCCAGCAUCCUAGCCACACUAGAUCACAUUAAGUACUGGCCACUCUCGUGACCCACUAGGUAUGGGGAAGAUGAGUCAUCACAAGCCAUUUAAAAGCCUAUCCACUUAUGACAUCACGAGUCGACUGAUGCAUGAUGGUUUGAUCUUCUCCAGCCUGACUGGUUGGUAGAGUCCGCCAAUGAGGGUGCAGUGUCUGUAACCCUGACCUUUGACCUGUCCAAUACACGUCUUGGUGCAUCCCACUAUGUGAUGUCACAAAUGGAUACUUUUAGCAACGGCUUGUGAGGUCACAGGAACCUCUCACCUGGUGGUAAAGUGGGGCCUUGUAGCAUAUUCUGGGAGCAAUGUUGCCAUUAAAAAAACAAAACAAUAAUAAGAGUAAACGGUUUUAAUACAAGAAAAUAACAUGUGAAAUAUACAAUGAAAACUAGAAUAAUGCCUCAGCUUUACAUGCUAUGGCCGAUGCAAUAAUACAUUAUUACUUAAUCAAGUGUCAACGAUUAGAGGUUGAAUGAUGUACAGAUUCUAAUGACUAAUGAUUUCCUCAAAUGUCAGGCUUGCCAAGCCUUGCCUUUUAGUUAAGUAAACACACUGCAAUGGGCAGCCACUCACACAAAGCUUAACCGAAUGUAUACACUGCUUCAAUACUUUGAAACAGUGUUUUGUCUCUCUCUUUAAGAAGGAAUACUCAUUUCAACUGACUGCAACUUUAUGGCCACAUAGAGUUAAGGAUAUGCUACCGUUAUGAUACUCUCAUUAACUUGUUUUGGAUUGUCCUGUCAUUUUUUUAAUUGGUUUCGCAACUUGUGUUUUGGUACAUGACGAUUGUGUUUGGCCAAGUCCUCCGUAGCAGCUAUGGAGAUCCAGCCUUCAACGCAUGUUCUGUGAUACGCAUUGUUUCAGUUUUCAACGUGGGUGUAUAUAGUUAUUUUAAUAUUUAUGUAUUUUACAAUAUGGCUGGCGCAAAUAUAAAAAAGUUAAACAAUG
Gadus chalcogrammus (walleye pollock) is the source of this 4557-nucleotide messenger RNA. It is a transcript of the gene slc35e4, whose product is annotated as solute carrier family 35 member E4. NCBI's taxonomy places the organism in Eukaryota, Metazoa, Chordata, Actinopteri, Gadiformes, Gadidae. Gene Ontology annotation, cellular component: Golgi apparatus. The record is from RefSeq and is a predicted model, not a curated record. The transcript has 3 exons. Gene Ontology annotation, molecular function: antiporter activity. The coding region runs from base 489 to 1655 and encodes 388 amino acids.